UCUUGAACGCAGCUCGUUGCCGUUUAUGAAACACAACAAAGCGCUUCCUGUAGAAGAAGAAGAGCGGCCCGGUGCUGCACACAGGUCACAGGACGGGCAUCCAGAAUGACGAGCCUCCAGCUGAGUGCGAAGGAGGAGAUGGUGGAGAAGCUUCUGGACGCUGCGGCCCGAGGGGACCUGACCCAGGUGUCCUCGCUGCUGUCCCACGUCCCCUCGCUCAUCAACCAGAAGGGAGACAGCGGCUGGACGGCGCUGAUGCUCGCGGCUCGGAACGGACACUACAGCGUGGUGGAGACGCUGCUGUCUCACGGAUGUGACAAGUUCUCAGUGAACAGCUCGUCACAGACCGCCUACGAUAUCUCCAAGUUCUGCCACAAGACCGUCUCCAACCUGCUGGGGCGGACGGACGAAGGCUGCCAGCGCGUCCUGCCGGGCUGCGACCUCCAGCAGCAGGAGAACUACUUCAGCAGAGAGAUGCUGGAGCGGCUGAGCGUGAAGCGGAGCGAGGCGGCGUGGCUGGAGGCCAAACAGAGAGAUCCAGACUCAGUGUACCUCCUGUUCUCCAACCUGAACCCCAUGGUGUGCAGCUCAGACCAGGACCAGAGUGAAGGGGGCGAGUCCAGACUCUGCCGGUUCAGCAUUGAGGCCGUUGAAGACCUCCUCCAGAAACCUCACACUGUGCUCAUCUUUCUCGGAGUGGAGAAGAGGAAGGGGCCGUCGUCCCCCCCCGAGGCGACCCGGGAGCCUCCUGCCUGGUUUGCCAUCAACACAGACGAAGACGCUGCUGAACUUCUCAAACGCAGCAGAGAAAAGAACUGCUGCUUCACAAAGAUGGCGCACAGAGACCUGCUGAAGUUCAGCGAGGAAGAGGCGGGAGUCGUGGCUCAGGCUCGCUCGGUGUUGGCCUGGCACAGCCGCUACAGCUUCUGCCCGACGUGUGGCAGCAGCACCAACAUGGAGGACGGAGGCUACAAGCGGGGCUGCCUGAACUCUGACUGCAGGAGUCUGAAGGGAGUCCACAACACCUGCUACCCACGAGUCGACCCUGUGGUCAUCAUGCUGGUGAUCCACCCUGAUGGAAACCAGUGUUUACUGGGAAGAAAGAAGAUGUUUCCAGCCAGACUCUUCUCCUGUCUGGCUGGAUUUGUAGAGCCUGGUGAGUCGAUGGAGGAGGCGGUGAGGAGGGAGGUGGAGGAGGAGAGCGGUGUGAAGGUCGGACCGGUCUCCUACGUCUCCUGUCAGCCGUGGCCGAUGCCGUCCUCUCUCAUGAUUGGCUGCCUCGCCGUCGCCAUAUCGACCGACAUCAAGGUGGACGAGAGCGAGAUCGAGGAGGCCCGGUGGUUCCCACGGCAACAGGUGGUCGAGUCGCUGCUCAAAGGGUCCCGUCCCGAUCUCAUCAUCCCGCCCAGACAGACCAUCGCCCAUCAGCUGAUCAGACACUGGAUCGGCAUGAACUCCAACCUCUGACCGGCUCAGACUCACAUCCAGGACUACGCUCAGAGGGGUCUGAAAGCGUCCAGCAGCCAGUCGAGGAGAUUCAGCAGAGUCUGCACCACACUGAGUUUUAAUUUAGUUUUAUCAGUUUAAAUGUUUCUGUUGUUUCACCUGCAGAAACAUGACCAACGAUACACUCUGAUCUUCAGAUCUCAGGUUUGAACCAAAACGUGGGAACAUGCAGCGUGACGACGGAUCAAAUGUUCACAAGCUAAAUAAAAACGAUUGAUGCAAAAUAUUCUA
Molecule: messenger RNA, 1737 nt
Organism: Labrus bergylta (ballan wrasse)
Lineage: Eukaryota; Metazoa; Chordata; Actinopteri; Labriformes; Labridae
Gene: nudt12
Product: nudix (nucleoside diphosphate linked moiety X)-type motif 12
Biological process (GO): NADP+ catabolic process; NAD+ catabolic process
Cellular component (GO): peroxisome; cytosol
Molecular function (GO): metal ion binding; NADH pyrophosphatase activity; protein binding
Source: RefSeq, a predicted model, not a curated record